Wasmannia auropunctata (little fire ant) is the source of this 2636-nucleotide messenger RNA. It is a transcript of the gene Eb1, whose product is annotated as microtubule-associated protein RP/EB family member 1. The coding region runs from base 120 to 992 and encodes 290 amino acids. Lineage: Eukaryota; Metazoa; Arthropoda; Insecta; Hymenoptera; Formicidae. Gene Ontology annotation, biological process: protein localization to microtubule plus-end; spindle assembly; regulation of microtubule polymerization or depolymerization. Gene Ontology annotation, molecular function: microtubule plus-end binding. The record is from RefSeq and is a predicted model, not a curated record. Gene Ontology annotation, cellular component: microtubule organizing center; spindle midzone; cytoplasmic microtubule. The transcript is spliced from 7 exons.
CAUCUAGUGUGCACACUGCACAUUUGUCAUCUGCGUGCCGUCGUGAACCACUCCCGGGUGUGUGCGCGCGCGGUGUUACCCGUGUUUUCGCGAUCCUCGUUAAAACAAACGGAGCGACCAUGGCUGUCAACGUGUACGCGACAAACAUGACAUCCGACAAUCUCAGUCGCCACGACAUGCUCGCGUGGGUGAACGACUGCCUGCAAUCGUCGUUCACCAAGAUCGAGGAGCUGUGCACCGGCGCGGUCUACUGUCAGUUCAUGGACAUGCUCUUCCCGGGCAGUGUACCCCUGAAGAGGGUCAAGUUCAAGACCAAUCUGGAGCACGAGUAUAUACAGAAUUUCAAAAUUCUCCAGGGUGGCUUCAAAAAGAUGAACGUGGACAAGAUUGUGCCAAUUGAUAGGCUGGUGAAGGGCAGGUUCCAAGACAACUUUGAGUUUUUGCAAUGGUUCAAGAAAUUCUUUGAUGCGAACUACUCGGGAGCGGAGCCGUACGACGCGCUCACUAUGCGAGGAGGCGAGUCUAUGGGUAGUGGCGGAAAUAACGCACCACGCGGCGGUACUCACGCGAAACGUGCCUCACCACGUGAAAUAAGUUCGACUAAACCGGCUCCUCGUACUACUGGUGAGGGACCGCCAUCUACCAUGCGUGCAGAUAGUACAAACAGUUUAGUAAAUAAAGUUCAGCAGCCGUACCGUGCACCACCCAAAACCACAGUCGGCAACCGUGGCGAUAACGGGAAAAUUGAAGAACUUAGUGCACAGUUGGUUGAACUGAAAAUGUCAGUGGAAGGUCUGGAAAAGGAGAGAGAUUUCUAUUUCGGAAAAUUGCGCGACAUAGAAGUCAUGUGCCAAGAUUGCGACAACAGCGGCGAUCCUCCACCUAUUAUACAGAAAAUUUUAGAAGUCCUUUAUGCAACAGAGGACGGUUUUGCACCACCCGAGGAAUUGGAAGGUGACGGACUUGCGCCCGACGACGAGGAGGAAUAUUAACCUUUUUUAUUUACGAAUAUAAUCGAAAUGAACAACAGCAAAUUAUCCAAGUGCGUUUCAGUUUACCAUGCCUGUGAGCCAGUAUCAUUACCCCCAUGCAUAAUUAUUAUUAUAUAUAAGCUAUUUUACACGAGCAAAUUCGACAGUUUUAGCGCGGAUUGUGCAUACGUUUUUUUUUUUGUUAAAUAAAGUUCACCAAAAUCAUUAAGACUCGCACAUUAGAAUAGACUUAAGUUGAGUAGUGCACUUGAAUAACUUGUUCUUUAUUGGCCGUUGACGAAAGAGGAAGAUAAAUGGGAGAAAAUUAGAGGAAGGAAAUUCAACUAGUAAUCUAUCGCAAACUAUUACAAUUCCUUAUAGCGUUAAAAAUGGUAGAGUUCCGAAGAUCAAUGGCUCUUGAAUUGCCUCAGAAAAAAUUUAUGGAUACCGAUACCUAUUGAUGUUAUCUGCAUCCGUACUGUUGCGUAGCGACUUCCGUUAACUACACCUUUUUUUAAUGCGUGAGUGUUCUGUUUGUAACUGUAUUAAGUUUGUAUCGAUAUUGAAUCACGAAGCCCCCCCUCCCCCUGCGCCGAUCAUUUUGUCUUCUGAAAUCUAUAGUCAUUUAAAAAGCAUUAAUCCUACUGAGAAGCUUAAACGACAGCUGCUCAAUUUGCUCCACUCGUUUUCCAUGUGCAAUAUACCCGAUACACUUGUCAAUGGUUUCGUGUGAAGCAGUAGAUCUUCAUUGUCAGCGAGAUAAUUUCGAUAAAUUUUCGAUACACUUUCGACGAUGUUAAUAAUAAUUAAAAUAAAAAAAUUCAAUUCCGCUUUUGACAUUCUAUCUACGUCUUACCAACAUAGAAGCUACUGCGUAAAUUACUUGUAAUAGGGAACAUAAACACCACACGCAUAGUUCAGGUAUUUUGAUUUCGAUAAAUUAGACAGUGUGUGCGCUUCGUGAAGGCAAGGAGGUUGCGUGACAAAGUGGUACGCUUAUGCACUCGAUUGCUGAAUUAUGAAAGACGUGAAAUACUUGAAGUUAAGAGCUCGUAUUGAAAGAUUCAUCUAUAUUAACGUUUAUCCCGUACAAUUUUAGAAAAGGAACCGAUCGUGUUUGCAUCUCCAUGACAGAGUCUCUCGGAAUGUAAGAAUGGCCUUAAAACGCGAUGGAUUUGAGAUUCCGAUAAAAUACUCAGAAUCGCACGAGUAAAUGCGAAAUGUUUCUUCAGUUAUAUCGUAGCGUCGAUCGUGACACUGCUACAUCUCGUUUUCGUUAAAAAAAUUAAAGAGUUUGUAAAAUCAUACGUUUCGAGAGCAGACGAGUGAGAGGGACAACGAGCGAAAGGGUUACGGCGUUUGCAAACGCUUACGUGUUUAUGACGUGUGUAUGGGUGUGUGUGUGUGUGUGUGUGCUUUCGAUAUCAUUGGUUUCAUUGAUUGUAGAUUGCGUCAUAAUCGAAUUAAUUUAAGCGAAAAGUGUCGAUCAUCGUGAAAUAAUUGUCUAGAAUGUAAUUUACAUUACGUGCUACGUCUUUACUAAGUUCCAGCGAGGAAGAAGGAUACAGUUUGGCUUGCGCUCCAUUUCAUCGCUCUGUAUACGCGCAUGUGUGCUUCAAAAUUUUAAAUUUUAAUGCCGAUAUAAUAAACGUUUAAUAAAAUCGA